Letharia columbiana is the source of this 420-nucleotide messenger RNA. RefSeq lists its product as uncharacterized. Bases 1 to 420 code for a protein of 139 amino acids. The transcript has 4 exons. NCBI's taxonomy places the organism in Eukaryota, Fungi, Ascomycota, Lecanoromycetes, Lecanorales, Parmeliaceae. The record is from RefSeq and is a predicted model, not a curated record.
AUGGUUUUUGGCUGGGGUGAAUCUCAAGACGCGCACGACCAGGUCUACAACCAGGGCGGCGGCUACGACAAUCCAGACAACCAAGCUAAAUUCUCCCACGAGCUCGUGGCUGGCGGUGCCGCCUUCGAGGGCUUCAAGCUCUACGAGGACCACCAACGCAAAGAGGGCAAUGUCGUGAACCACGCUUUCGCCAAGGAGCUCCUCGCUGGAUUCGUCGGUGGUGAAGUUGACAAGCUCGCUGAGACCAAGGGCAUGAACGCUUACGACCGCGAGCGUGCUCAUCAUCAGGCCAAGGAGAAUUCCAGCCAUAUGUACGACGAGCACUACGUCCGGGGCCAGAACGCUGACCAGUACGACCCAAACCAAUAUGACGCUCCUCAGCAGUUCCAGGGCGGCUACGGUGGCCAGGGCCGCUAUUAG